This is a messenger RNA of Pistacia vera, 709 nucleotides long. Its product is annotated as TLC domain-containing protein 4-A-like. Gene Ontology annotation, biological process: lipid homeostasis. Gene Ontology annotation, cellular component: membrane; endoplasmic reticulum. The transcript is spliced from 5 exons. The record is from RefSeq and is a predicted model, not a curated record. Bases 88 to 462 code for a protein of 124 amino acids. NCBI's taxonomy places the organism in Eukaryota, Viridiplantae, Streptophyta, Magnoliopsida, Sapindales, Anacardiaceae.
UGGUUAUUUUCUGUCAGAUCUGGCAAUGAUUCUUUGGCAUUUCCCAGCUUUAGGUGGCUGGAAUAGGUCCUACAUCAUGGGCUAUCCAUGUUUUCAAUCUUUCUUGCCCUUGUAAGUGGUCAAGGGCAGAUAUACAUACUCAUGGUUCUCUUCUCAGAGAUUACAACACCAUUUGUAAAUCUAAGAUGGUAUUUAGAUGUUGCUGCUCAAAAAAGCUCCAAUAUAUACAUAUGGAAUGGUGUUGCAUUGUUCCUAGGGUGGUUGGUAGCAAGGAUUAUUUUGUUCAUCUAUUUUUUCAUCCAUAUGGCCAUCCAUUUUGAUCAGGUGAAGGAAAUAUUCCCCUUGGGGUUCUACAGCUUGCUUACAGUGCCUCCAGUGUUGGGAGUUAUGAAUGUGAUUUGGUUUUGGAAAAUUGUAAGAGGUUUGAUUAAAACUCUAUCAAAAGCAAGACACAGCCAGUGAUCCUAACUUUCUCUUCUAUGUUGGCCACGUAAGUGCAUUUUACUUUUUUUUUUUUUUUUUAAAUUUAAAAGAUGAUGGGGUCAUUAAUCUGUAAAUUGCUAUCUUCCCACAAAAAUUGUCGAUAGAAAUUUGAGACAUGCUUUCUUUUAGUCAAAAUCUUAGCAAUUAAGUAGAUCAAUAUUUUUAUUUAUUUAAUAAUAAAUAUGUUAGUUGAUUUACUUUUACAUAAAUAUUUACUAAUAGUGGG